AUGUCACUCGUCCAGCGCGUCACUUCCAUCGAGGGCACUGACCGCGAACCGCCGAGGCUUCCAGAGGAGUGGUAUCCGCCGGCACUAUCUCCUGCGCGCGGUGCGAAUGGGUAUGGCCAGAGUUAUGGCACUAUCACGAAUGGCUAUCCUUCGCCACAUCUGCAUCCGACAUUGCGUGGCAAAGGCUCGGUGAAGUCGUUGCGUCGAGUGAUCAGCUAUGAUGCUCUUCCACAUUCGCAGCAGCCUUCGCAGGCUACGCAUCCGCAGGGUGGCGUGGCGGCGUACAAGGUAUCGACAGCGAAGCGAUUAGCCCAGGUUAUCUUCACAGUCCUCGCAUGUUGGCUUGCCUCAGGUAUCGUCUUCGGUUUCGCGGCUCUCAAGCCAGUACUUAUCAGCGAAAAGGUCUACCGGGAACUCUGUACUGCCGAAGAGCUCGAAGCAAAUCUUGAGGUCUGCUACGAGCAAGACCUGAGGCUGAAUUUCUUCUUUGCGAUUGCUUCCACGACUUGCAACGUAUCUGCUCUUCCUGUUGGUACUAUCCUCGACCGCUAUGGGCCUCGAGCAUGCGCUGUCCUGGGCAGCAUUGCAUUGGCGAUUGGGAGUCUUCUGAUGGGCUAUGCUUUUGCCAUACCAGAAUUCGAUGGCUACAUGAUCGGCAACAUCUUCCUUGCGUUGGGCGGCACUUUCAUAUUCGUGCCGUCGUUUUCCAUAUCCAACGCGUUCCCGAAGUUCUCCGGCACUAUCGUUGCUACCGUGACAGGUGCAUUCGAUGCUUCGGCCGCUGUCUUUCUCUUCUAUCGCCUGGCUUACGAGUCGUCUAACGGGAGCUUCACCCCGGACAAGUUCUUCUUCGCUUAUCUGAUCGUGCCAGCGCUUAUAUUUGUCGCUCAAUUCACAUUGAUGACCCCAGACGGCUAUAAAAGUGUACCCCAGCUAGAAGAAAAGAUCGAGAAGAUCGAGGAUGCGACUCUAGAUGUCCACGACUCGGAUGAUGACCUAGACGACUCGGAGAUUCGCCAAUUGAGAGCCCAGCGACGAGAGCACAGGGAGUCGAAAUUGGAACUGCUCGAGGGCCUCGUCGGUGAUGCCGAAUUUCGAGAGGCUCGUGAGCACAAGGAGGCCGAACGACAUAUACAGUCUGGCGUUUGGGGAGCGCUCCACGGCUGGCCCGCGCACAGGCAAAUGCUGACACCCUGGUUCAUCCUCAUCAGCUUGAUUACAGUACUGCAAAUGCUCCGCAUGAACUUCUUCAUCGCCAGCAUUCGCACGCAGUACGAGUACAUGCUCGGAUCCGAGAAGGCUGGCCGUCAGAUAAACUCGUUCUUCGACUACGCACUCCCCAUAGGCGGCAUAGCCGCGACACCAGUCGUCGGGAUCCUGCUCGACGGUCUCAGCACGGCAAACUUGAUGGCGGUCCUUGUCGUACUCAUCACAGCAGUCGGUGUGCUAGGCUCCCUACCGUUCUACUGGGCAGCAUACAGCAACGUCGUCCUCUUCUGCCUGCUCAGACCAUUGUACUACUCGGCCAUGUCCGACUAUGCGACCAAAGUCUUCGGCUUCGCGACCUUUGGCAAGAUUUAUGGCACCAUCAUCUGUCUUUCUGGCCUCACGAAUCUGUUCCAGCCUGUCAUCGAUGCAUUGACGUUCGAGGCAUUCGGUGGUAAUCCGAUCCCAGUCAAUGUGGUAUUGGCGGCGCUGGGGUUCAUCUUCGGCUUUGCGCUGGUGGUCUAUGUCCGCAUACGAGGGAAGAUCGUGGUGAAGAAGCAGGCGAGGGAGGAUGCGGAGGUGGAGCGGAUGAGUAUGAUUCCUGAGUCUAUUGCUGAGAGCGAGUUUGAGGAGUAA
Molecule: messenger RNA, 1842 nt
Organism: Recurvomyces mirabilis
Lineage: Eukaryota; Fungi; Ascomycota; Dothideomycetes; Mycosphaerellales; Teratosphaeriaceae
Exons: 2
Coding region: 1-1842 (613 amino acids)
Biological process (GO): transmembrane transport
Cellular component (GO): fungal-type vacuole membrane
Molecular function (GO): transmembrane transporter activity
Source: RefSeq, a predicted model, not a curated record